Messenger RNA from Cannabis sativa, 2442 nucleotides. RefSeq lists its product as uncharacterized. The record is from RefSeq and is a predicted model, not a curated record. Bases 1 to 2442 code for a protein of 813 amino acids. Lineage: Eukaryota; Viridiplantae; Streptophyta; Magnoliopsida; Rosales; Cannabaceae. The transcript is spliced from 5 exons.
AUGCAAACUAGAAUUGAGCAGCAAGAAGAAGAGAUUCGGCGACUCAGGCAACGGGAUGCCCCUGUUGAGCCUCCCCUGCAACCGGCUGUUGCAGUUCCUGCAGCCCCUCCGGUGCCAGCUGAGCAACAUGUUGCUGGUAACCGCAUGGAGCCCUUGUAUGAGAGGUUUAGAAAGCAAGCGCCUCCAGUAUUUCUGGGAGGCCCUGAUGUGGUAAAAGCUGAGCAGUGGUUGACCGUUAUUGAGAAAAUACUGAACUUUAUGGGAGUAGCUGGAAAUGAUAGAGUGGCGUGUGCCACGUUCCAAUUUCAAGAGGAUGCCCUGAUCUGGUGGGAAAUGGUAUCCCUCACCAGAGAUGUAACUAGAAUGACCUGGGAAGAGUUUCGAGAAUUGUUUAAUGCCAAGUAUUACAAUGAGGCAGUCCGCAGUGCAAAGCGGAAGGAAUUUAUUGAGUUGGUACAAAGUGAGAGUAUGUCAGUGACCGAGUAUACUACCAAGUUUGACCGCUUGGCCAAGUUGGCCUCCGGAAUUGUACCAACAGAUUUCAGCAAGAAAGAAAAGUAUUUGGCUGGGCUGAAUGCCAAAAUCAGACAUGACUUGGUUAUUACAACAAGUGAUACCACAACCUAUGCUGAAAUGGUUGAUAAGGCUCUUCGAGCUGAAGGAGCAGUUAGAUUUUUACAAGAAACUCGAGAGCCUUCUGGUGUUGGUGGAGCUACUACUCUCCCUAUGUCGGGUCCUGAGAAAGAGAGUGGGGGUUCUACCUUUGAACAGAAGAAAAGAACUUUUCCAUCAUCGGGAAGUUCAGGGCAAGUGUGGUUCGGUGGGACAUCUCAGGAAAGACUGUCCUCGCCCGAAGAAAGAGGAACCAAAGCACGAGGUCGGACACAUGCCCCUGCACGUGUCUUUGCUAUUACUCAGGCAGAUGCUGCUGCCAGUCCUUCAGUAGUUGCAGAAAAUGAGGAACCUUUUGUUUUUGUUGGUUCGGUUCAAGGCUCUCGUGUCCCUAGAAUCUCAGCACUGAAAGCUAGGGAUUUAUUACGAGAUGGAUGUGUUGGAUUUCUCGCAGUGGUAGUGGAUUCCAAUAAACCUGUGUUACUUGGGCCAGAAGAGGUUAAUAUAGUUAAGGAAUUCCUGGAUGUGUUUCCAGAGGAAUUGCCGGGAUUACCACCUCAGCGUGAGAUAGAUUUCAUCAUUGAUUUAAUCCCUGAGGCAGAACCUGUUUCAAAAGCACCCUACCGAAUGGCACCUGCUGAAUUAAAAGAACUGAAGAUACAACUCCAAGGGAUGUUGGAUCUAGGGUUCACUCGGCCUAGUGUGUCACCUUGGGGAGCUCCUGUGUUAUUUGUGAAGAAGAAAGAUGGAACUCUUCGGAUGUGUAUCGAUUACCGGGAGCUGAAUAAGUUAACCAUCAAAAAUAAAUAUCCUCUGCCCAGAAUUGACGAUUUGUUUGAUCAACUCCAGGGGAAGACUGUAUUCUCUAAAAUUGACUUGAGGUCUGGGUAUCAUCAAUUGAGAAUUCGAGAAGAGGAUAUCCCGAAAACAGCUUUUCGAACCAGGUAUGGUCACUAUGAAUUCCUGGUUAUGUCUUUUGGGUUAACAAACGCUCCGGCAGCUUUUAUGGAUCUCAUGAAUAGGGUAUUCAAGGAUUUCCUCGAUAAUUUUGUAAUUGUAUUUAUCGAUGAUAUUCUUGUGUACUCUCGGUCAGAAGCAGAACAUGGGCAACAUCUUCGAAUGGUUCUGCAGCGACUUAGAGAUCAUAAACUCUAUGCAAAGUUCAAAAAGUGUGAGUUUUGGCUGUCACAAGUGUCUUUUCUGGGGCAUAUUGUUGGAAAAGAUGGAAUUAUGGUUGAUCCAGGAAAGAUUGAAGCAGUGAAGAAUUGGCCUAGACCUAAAACAGUCACUGAAAUUCGAAGUUUUCUCGGCUUAGCAGAUUUGUUGGAAAGAAUCAGAAUGGCUCAGUUAGAAGAUUCAGAAUUGACUAAGAUUCGAGAAGAUGUCUUAGCAGGCAAAGCUAAGGACUUCUCCAUUGCUGACAAUGGGAUGCUGUUGUUUAAGGCACGGGGAGUCAGACGUUUUGGAAAGAAAGGUAAACUGAGCCCUAGGUUUAUUGGACCUUUUGAAAUUCUGGAAAAGGUUGGGCAAGUUGCUUAUCGGUUAGCCCUACCUCCUUCCUUGUCAGCAGUGCAUAACGUGUUUCAUGUUUCCAUGCUAAGGAAGUAUGUGUCUGAUCCGAUGCAUGUUCUGAGUUACGAAGCAUUGGAAUUGCAAUCUGACUUAUCAUAUGACGAACAACCAGUGCAAAUUUUGGAUAAAAAGGAAAAGGUUCUCCGAACCAAGACCAUAUCAUUGGUCAAAGUACUUUGGAGGAACAGUAAAGUGGAGGAAGCCACUUGGGAAUUGGAAUCUGAUAUGAGGGCCCAACAUCCUGAGUUAUUCAGGUAG